AUGGCUGCACUGCCUAAGCGAUGGGCCUGGACUUUCCUCAAGGAAGGCAUCAAGUUUCGCGCUGGGCGACUCUAUGAGACGUUUUGGAACUCGCAGUCGAACGUCAAGUACACAGUGGUCUUCCUCUAUCCUGGAGCACUUUUUUGGGUCCGAUGGCGUGCAGAGACUCAAUAUAAGUACAAUGUCUUCAUUGCUGACAAGGAGGUCGAGCCUGACGCAAGUCAGAGCAUCUGGUCCAGCUUUGAGAAGACCAAAUCCAUGUGCACCUGGAAGAAUGGCUCCGUUUUCUACUUCCCGGCGAUGGCGACAGUGCAGGACUUGAAGCAAAGUGUCUAUGGUGACAAGGUCCCUCCUGCUGUCCGUGCCGGAUGUCACGGGCGCAUGAUGGAGGACGCGGACAACCUUGCUUUGGCUGUGCGAACCUUCUGCAAGCGAGAUCCUAAAAUUGUCCUGUGGGAAGAGGAAACGGAGAAAGUUGCGUAA
Messenger RNA from Durusdinium trenchii, 483 nucleotides. NCBI's taxonomy places the organism in Eukaryota, Dinophyceae, Suessiales, Symbiodiniaceae. The record is from the annotation of a GenBank genome assembly.